GUUUUCCUUUUAGUGCCCACGCCUGUACUAUAAACACAUGGAUUAAUAACAGACGAGAAGAACUGACUGAAAAUGCGUAUAGAGAAGUGUUAUUUCUGCUCCGGGCCCAUCUAUCCCGGUCACGGAAUGAUAUUUGUUCGGAAUGACUGCAAGGCAUUUAAAUUUUGCAGAUCAAAAUGUCACAGAAAUUUCAAGAAGAAGCGCAAUCCAAGAAAGACCAGAUGGACUAAAGCAUUCAGAAAAGCUGCCGGCAAAGAGUUGACAGUGGAUAACUCACUGGAGUUUGAAACGCGUAGAAAUGUUCCAGUCAAAUACCAGAGACAGUUAUGGAACAAGACAGUGGAGGCCAUGAAGAAGGUAGAGGCCAUCAAACAGAAACGACAGGCUCGUUUCAUCAUCAACAGGUUGAAAAAGGGCAAAGAUCUAGAGAAGGCAGAGGCUAUCAAUGAAGUCAAGAAAAACAUCCAUCUUAUCAAAGCACCAAAUGCGGGACAAGCCAAACAGCUGGAGGAGAAGAUGGUACAAAAACUGGCAGAAGACGUGGAAAUGAAUGAUUAAAUGUUUUACCGGCAGUUGACUUUUCUUAUAAUGUUCUAAAAAAACACCUUUUAGUCCUAAAUAAAAACCCAAGAGAGAGUAUUCCCAAACCUGCAUCUGUGCAGCUUGUUUAUGGGAAUCUGGACAACGUGAAAAUGUGUAAUUAAUUGCUGAAGCAAAUCUGAAGGUUUGCCCCGAUGCACCACUUGGUUAUAUUUAGUGUUUGCCAGAAAACUGUUUAGCUUUUAUUAACUGUUAGCUACAAUAUUUGUUUUUGCAGGGCCCUGUACUGUUGCUCUGCCCUUUUGAGGCAUCUUAUAAAUCCUGUAAAAUCUGUUUAAACAUAAUCUUUGUAUUAAAAUACCAUUUUGGUUGGUAUGUUUAA
This is a messenger RNA of Trichomycterus rosablanca, 922 nucleotides long. RefSeq names its product ribosomal L24 domain containing 1 (gene rsl24d1). The coding region runs from base 73 to 558 and encodes 161 amino acids. The record is from RefSeq and is a predicted model, not a curated record. Gene Ontology annotation, biological process: ribosomal large subunit biogenesis. The transcript has 6 exons. Lineage: Eukaryota; Metazoa; Chordata; Actinopteri; Siluriformes; Trichomycteridae. Gene Ontology annotation, cellular component: nucleolus.